Messenger RNA from Notechis scutatus (mainland tiger snake), 1753 nucleotides. It is a transcript of the gene ZC3HC1, whose product is annotated as zinc finger C3HC-type containing 1. Gene Ontology annotation, cellular component: nucleus. The record is from RefSeq and is a predicted model, not a curated record. Gene Ontology annotation, molecular function: zinc ion binding. NCBI's taxonomy places the organism in Eukaryota, Metazoa, Chordata, Lepidosauria, Squamata, Elapidae.
AUGGCGGCGCCCAGCCCCGCGGCGGUUGCUGCUGCUGCCGCCGCCGCCGCCGAUGCCCCGGAGAACGAGAGCGGCGCCCUGGCGACCAAGCCGAAGUCCCCGGCCAUCACCCCGCAGAAGGUGCGGGAGCUGAUCGACGAAGGCAUCGCCCCGGAGGAAGCCGGGCAGGACAGAAAAGAUUCCUCUGCCUUCGGUGAAGUGGCCAAUGGCUCUCCCCAGACCAAUGAACUGCAUUUUGAAUCCACUAGCAAAGAGGCUUUCUUUAACAGAGUAGAAACAUUCACCUCCCUCAAGUGGGCAGGCAAACCCCACGAGCUGUCGCCCCUGAUCUGCGCCAAGUAUGGAUGGACCAACGUGGAGUGCGACAUGUUGAAAUGCUCCAGCUGCCAAGCGUACCUCUGCGCCAGUCUCCAGCUGGCAUUCGACUUCAGCAAAUAUAAGGAGAGGUGCCUGGAGCUGCAGAAGGCCUUGUUGGGAGCUCACGAAAAAUUCUGCUUCUGGCCAGACAGUCCUUGCCCAGAUCGGUUUUCGGUGCUGCUGGUGGAAGAACCCCACGCUCUUUGCACCGACUUCCUAGAACGCUUCCGAAAUCUGUGUCAGCUGCAGCUUCAGCUGCCCUCCCUGAAGCCGGACAGUCUCAAAAAUGUGUCCUUGACGGAAGACAAGGUCAGCUUUCUCUUGCAAUUGAUCGAGGAGAAGGAGAAGGAAGAGGAGGAGAACCGCAAAACCGAAGGCGAGAAGACAUCGGCCAAGCCGCCUUCGGACCUUCUUCAAGUCCACAUCACAGCUUCCAUUCUAGCCCUUUGCGGCUGGACCGGUAGUCCUCCCUCUGGCUCUGUCCAUCUGCCCUUGAUCAGCUGCUCCCGUUGCAUGAGGAAAGUGGGGCUGUGGAGUUUUCACCAGAUGGAGUCCACGGAGACCGAGCUGGAGAACCUCUCCAACGUUGCCCCCGUGGCCGAGAAACCCCCUCUGGGGCCCACCUCCUCCCCACGACGGAUGAUCACCCGGAGCCAGGACACCAGUGUCCCUCUGGGCUCGGAGCAGCACGAGAAGAGUCCCUCGCCAGUGAUCAGCCGCACGAGGGGCGGGGACAGCUUCAGCGAGCACCCUGAGGCCGAAGCAGCCAGCCCCACCCCCCGGAGCCGGCCUGUGACCCGCAGCAUGGGCCACGGGGAAGCCUGCGGCCCAGGAGCUGAAGUGCCGUCCAGCCCCCACCGGAAAGCCAAGCGGCCACGCCUGUACUCCUCCGGCAGUUCCGUGAGCGAUUCAUUGACCCGGGUUUUCUUCGACCCCCUGGCCCAGCACCGUGACUGGUGUCCGUGGGUCAACGAGGUGAAAGAAGCAACAGGGCUUGGAACCAAAGGGGACUCCCUGGAGGAGAAGGCAGACCGUGGUUGGCAGGUGGUCCUGAAAGUUCUUCAGGCUUCCGGGCAGUCAGAAAAGCCAGCCCACCUGGAGUCUGAGAGCCUCUCGACCAAAUCCCGCAAGGUCUUCCAGAUUUUCCGCCAGUGGGAAGCCGCCUGCUCCUCCUGAAGACCUGCCGACAGCAUCGGGACGGUGCAAAGUUAGGCACAGCGGAAACACGACCCAUUCGGUUAGCAGGAGGGACCUUGCGUAAGAGAAGAGAGACCCAGGGAGAAAGAAUUACCUACCACCUCCUCGUGGCAAGUCUCACCCUCUUUCCCCCAUCCACGGACAGAAGCAUGGGGCAGUCGCCCGCCUCCCACCGAAGAAAAGGCCUUACCUGCGGCGC